AUGAACGUCGUCGGUACCUGUGUGCCGCCCCAGCCAUUCCGCUUCCUUGUAUUGCCGUUUCCUGUGCUUCCCCGGCCAAUUCAAGGUUCUCUUGCUGCGUUCGUUCGCCUAGCUAUAAUACCUCUCAUCCGCAUCGAUUCGACUUCUGCACCUAGAUCUCGCAUCAUCAAUUCCAUCGUCGACGCAACAACUUUCAUCUACACGCUGCUUCACGAUAUCAUUGUCUAUCGUGUGGCUACCCUUGCGCGAUACCGCUUAUCCCGCCCUAACGUCAUUACCGACAAUCAAUUCGUUCAGCACGUUUCCAAGGGAAGCAUCGUUCCACCCUUUGGCGCCUCCAGUAGCAAGCCGCCUCUUUACCCUGCCUCCGCCCGCGCGCCAGAGCCGCCCACUGCUCCGGAGCCAGCCAAAAUUACUGAAUUGCCCAAACCAGCUACAGGUGCUGGCACCUCGCUUCCAAGCAUCUCCAACCUAGAUGCGCCGCCGCAGCCGUCCAAGGAAACAGCUGGCGAGGCCCAGAACGGUGCGAACGGUGCGCCGGCAUCAUCUGUGGGAUCAACUGCGAAGCCCAAUGGAGCGGCCGCAGCACCUGCUACCACCGGACUCUUGUCAACCCUCAACAAACCUGUCGAAGCAGUUGCACCUGCUCUCUCCAAGUCGUCUCUGUCUGCAACUCCAUUCCCCAGACCUGUCGAGGUCAAGUCUGUGCCCGACACGCCCGUCAACACUGGCACACCUGCUGGUGGCACACCCCGGCCGGUGCUGGACAUUUCGCAAGAGCCAAUUCAGAAGCCGGUGUCCGAGAGUGCUAAAUUUGCUCUGACCGCUAUUAAUGAGACGACCAAGCCAGAGUCGUCCUUAAACGGGGCGGCAGAGAGAUCGGCGCCUGCGCCUACGUCGGCCCCGGCGACUGCUACCACUGGCUCUUCUGCCCCUGCUAGCCAUAAGCGCAAGCUAGAGGACGAUGCGGAGACGCGCGCAGACUCGGAGCAAAGUGAGAAGAAGGCCAAGCUCGAAGAGGGAGUGAAGUCCGAAGCUAAUUGCGCGACAGACGCUGCGGCUUCCGCUCCGGCCUCAUCUUCGGCCCCAAGGAAGGUUGGGCGUCCGAAGAAGAGCAAGACGCCGGCGCCGGUUGGCAGAACCCAACGCAAGACACGCAGCCAGGGUAAUGUGGAGGGGGGGCUUUAG
Cordyceps militaris CM01 is the source of this 1188-nucleotide messenger RNA. RefSeq lists its product as uncharacterized. The record is from RefSeq and is a predicted model, not a curated record. Bases 1 to 1188 code for a protein of 395 amino acids. Lineage: Eukaryota; Fungi; Ascomycota; Sordariomycetes; Hypocreales; Cordycipitaceae. The transcript is spliced from 2 exons.